Messenger RNA from Phytophthora infestans T30-4, 9315 nucleotides. RefSeq names its product mucin, putative. Lineage: Eukaryota; Oomycota; Peronosporomycetes; Peronosporales; Peronosporaceae. The coding region runs from base 1 to 9315 and encodes 3104 amino acids. The record is from RefSeq and is a predicted model, not a curated record. The transcript has 9 exons. Gene Ontology annotation, biological process: transmembrane transport.
AUGGAUACCAUAGGCGGAGCAAAUGGUGGCGACCACAAGGCCAGUCCGUCGCUAUCCGUGCGUUCCGACACCUCCACCAGGAUGGAACGGAGACCGCGAUGGCAUUCAAGGAAGCGAGCGCUCGUAGUGGUCGUUGCAGCUGCCGUCGCGGUCUGCUCGACGGGCGUCGUAAAUGCGGAGCAAACCUUCGACUACCGACAACUUGAGGUGAGUGUUCGCCUUGCAGAUUCUAGCGAGAGCGCCACCACCGACACGAAUGCUGGAGCUUCAAGUGGUAACCCAGAGGCAGAUUCAAACUCCAGUCCGACGGCGACGACAGCGACGCCUAGCGCGACGACUAAAGCACCAGAGACUGACUGGACACCGGUCACGAAUGCGCCAAGCUCAGAAAACGACGGUAGGUCUAGACCAGGAACAGCAGGAAUUACCACGCUGGCAACGACAGAGCCGUCGCCACAUAGUGACGAGUCAAAUCCAGACACAGCAACACAGAUGCCGGAGUCAACGACGCAGGCACCGAGCGAAUGGACAAAUGCUCCCGUGUCAGAAACGGGUUCGUCUUCUUCGAAAUCGAGUGUAGGCUCUAGUGCUAGUUACACGCCUACCUCGACAACACGGACGCCGGAGUCAACGACACUGACGCCGUGGAUGAAUACGCCGACUUCAGGAACUCAUCCAAGCUCGACUACUGCGAGAUCUUCUUCAGGCUCCAGUUCUAGCUUUGUGCCGAACUCACCAACUCAACUGCCGAAGUCAACGACCCAGGCAUCGAAUCCAUGGACGACUCACCCCAUACCAGGACUCAGCACUUUAUCUUCAGGAUCUAAAACGUCAACCACUGGGUCAAGCAGCGGAUCUAACGCGCAGUGGACGAACGCGCCUACGGAGGCUCCAACGUUUGCGUCUGCUUCGGGAUCGAGUGCGGAGUCGAGCACAGAGUCGAGCACUGGAUCAAACGCGCAGUGGACGAACGCGCCUACGGAGGCUCCAACGUUUGCGUCUGCUUCGGGAUCGAGUGCGGAGUCGAGCACGGAGUCGAGCACUGGGUCUAACUCGCAGUGGACGAACGCGCCUACGGAGGCUCCAACCUUUGCGUCUGCUUCGGGAUCGAGUGCGGAGUCGAGCACGGAGUCGAGCACUGGGUCCAACUCGCAGUGGACGAACGCGCCUACGGAGGCUCCAACCUUUGCGUCUGCUUCGGGAUCGAGUGCGGAGUCGAGCACAGAGUCGAGCACUGGGUCUAACUCGCAGUGGACGAACGCGCCUACGGAGGCUCCAACCUUUGCGUCUGCUUCGGGAUCGAGUGCGGAGUCGAGCACAGAGUCGAGCACUGGGUCUAACUCGCAGUGGACGAACGCGCCUACGGAGGCUCCAACGUUUGCGUCUGCUUCGGGAUCGAGUGCGGAGUCGAGCACAGAGUCGAGCACUGGGUCUAACUCGCAGUGGACGAACGCGCCUACGGAGGCUCCAACGUUUGCGUCUGCUUCGGGAUCGGGUGCGGAGUCGAGCACAGAGUCGAGCACUGGAUCAAACUCGCAGUGGACGAACGCGCCUACGGAGGCUCCAACGUUUGCGUCUGCUUCGGGAUCGGGUGCGGAGUCGAGCACAGAGUCGAGCACUGGAUCAAACGCGCAGUGGACGAACGCGCCUACGGAGGCUCCAACGUUUGCGUCUGCUUCGGGAUCGAGUGCGGAGUCGAGCACAGAGUCGAGCACUGGAUCAAACGCGCAGUGGACGAACGCGCCUACGGAGGCUCCAACGUUUGCGUCUGCUUCGGGAUCGAGUGCGGAGUCGAGCACAGAGUCGAGCACUGGGUCUAACUCACAGUGGACGAACGCGCUUACGGAGGCUCCAACGUUUGCGUCUGCUUCGGGACCGGGUGCGGAGUCGAGCACAGAGUCGAGCACUGGAUCAAACUCACAGUGGACGAACGCGCCUACGGAGGCUCCAACGGUUGCGUCUGCUUCGGGAUCGAGUGCGGAGUCGAGCACGGAGUCGAGCACUGGGUCUAACUCGCAGUGGACGAACGCGCCUACGGAGGCUCCAACGGUUGCGUCUGCUUCGGGAUCGGGUGCGGAGUCGAGCACUGGAUCAAACGCGCAGUGGACGAACGCGCCUACGGAGGCUCCAACGUUUGCGUCUGCUUCGGGAUCGAGUGCGGAGUCGAGCACAGAGUCGAGCACUGGAUCAAACGCGCAGUGGACGAACGCGCCUACGGAGGCUCCAACGUUUGCGUCUGCUUCGGGAUCGAGUGCGGAGUCGAGCACGGAGUCGAGCACUGGGUCUAACGCGCAGUGGACGAACGCGCCUACGGAGGCUCCAACGUUUGCGUCUGCUUCGGGAUCGAGUGCGGAGUCGAGCACAGAGUCGAGCACUGGGUCUAACUCGCAGUGGACGAACGCGCCUACGGAGGCUCCAACCUUUGCGUCUGCUUCGGGAUCGAGUGCGGAGUCGAGCACGGAGUCGAGCACUGGGUCCAACUCGCAGUGGACGAACGCGCCUACGGAGGCUCCAACCUUUGCGUCUGCUUCGGGAUCGAGUGCGGAGUCGAGCACAGAGUCGAGCACUGGGUCUAACUCGCAGUGGACGAACGACAAGCCUACGGAGGCUCCAACGUUUGCGUCUGCUUCGGGAUCGGGUGCGGAGUCGAGCACAGAGUCGAGCACUGGAUCAAACGCGCAGUGGACGAACGCGCCUACGGAGGCUCCAACGUUUGCGUCCGCUUCGGGAUCGGGUGCGGAGUCGAGCACAGAGUCGAGCACUGGGUCUAACUCGCAGUGGACGAACGAGCCUACGGAGGCAUCGAGUGCGGAGUCGAGCACAGAGUCGAGCACUGGGUCUAACUCGCAGUGGACGAACGCGCCUACGGAGGCUCCAACCUUUGCGUCUGCUUCGGGAUCGAGUGCGGAGUCGAGCACGGAGUCGAGCACUGGGUCCAACUCGCAGUGGACGAACGCGCCUACGGAGGCUCCAACCUUUGCGUCUGCUUCGGGAUCGAGUGCGGAGUCGAGCACAGAGUCGAGCACUGGGUCUAACUCGCAGUGGACGAACGCGCCUACGGAGGCUCCAACCUUUGCGUCUGCUUCGGGAUCGAGUGCGGAGUCGAGCACGGAGUCGAGCACGGAGUCGAGCACUGGAUCAAACGCGCAGUGGACGAACGCGCCUACGGAGGCUCCAACGUUUGCGUCUGCUUCGGGAUCGAGUGCGGAGUCGAGCACAGAGUCGAGCACUGGAUCAAACGCGCAGUGGACGAACGCGCCUACGGAGGCUCCAACGUUUGCUUCUGCUUCGGGAUCGACGACGGAGUCGAGCACGGAGUCGAGCACUGGAUCAAACGCGCAGUGGACGAACGCGCCUACGGAGGCUCCAACGUUUGCGUCUGCUUCGGGAUCGAGUGCGGAGUCGAGCACGGAGUCGAGCACUGGAUCAAACUCACAGUGGACGAACGCGCCUACGGAGGCUCCAACGGUUGCGUCUGCUUCGGGAUCGAGUGCGGAGUCGAGCACGGAGUCGAGCACUGGGUCUAACUCGCAGUGGACGAACGCGCCUACGGAGGCUCCAACGGUUGCGUCUGCUUCGGGAUCGAGUGCGGAGUCGAGCACGGAGUCGAACACUCGGUCUAACUCGCAGUGGACGAACGCGCCUACGGAGGCUCCAACGGUUGCGUCUGCUUCGGGAUCGGGUGCGGAGUCGAGCACUGGAUCAAACGCGCAGUGGACGAACGCGCCUACGGAGGCUCCAACGUUUGCGUCUGCUUCGGGAUCGAGUGCGGAGUCGAGCACGGAGUCGAGCACUGGGUCUAACUCGCAGUGGACGAACGCGCCUACGGAGGCUCCAACGUUUGCGUCUGCUUCGGGAUCGAGUGCGGAGUCGAGCACAGAGUCGAGCACUGGGUCUAACUCGCAGUGGACGAACGCGCCUACGGAGGCUCCAACGUUUGCUUCUGCUUCGGGAUCGAGUGCGGAGUCGAGCACGGAGUCGAGCACUAGUUCAAACGCGCAGUGGACGAACGCGCCUACGGAGGCUCCAACGUUUGCGUCUGCUUCGGGAUCGGGUGCGGAGUCGAGCACAGAGUCGAGCACUGGAUCAAACGCGCAGUGGACGAACGCGCCUACGGAGGCUCCAACGUUUGCGUCUGCUUCGGGAUCGGGUGCGGAGUCGAGCACGGAGUCGAGCACUGGAUCAAACGCGCAGUGGACGAACGCGCCUACGGAGGCUCCAACGUUUGCGUCCGCUUCGGGAUCGGAGGCGGAGCAAAUGGUGGCGACCACAAGGCCAGUCCGUCGCUAUCCGAUGGAACGGAGACCGCGAUGGCAUUCAAGGAAGCGAGCGCUCGUAGUGGUCGUUGCAGCUGCCGUCGCGGUCUGCUCGACGGGCGUCGUAAAUGCGGAGCAACCCUUCGACUACCGACAACUUGAGGUGAGUGUUCGCCUUGCAGAUUCUAGCGAGAGCGCCACCACCGACACGAAUGCUGGAGCUUUAAGUGGUAACCCAGAGGCAGAUUCAAACUCCAGUCCGACGGUGACGACAGCGACGCCUAGCGCGACGACUAAAGCACCAGAGACUGACUGGACACCGGUCACGAAUGCGCCAAGCUCAGAAAACGACGGUAGGUCUAGACCAGGAACAGCAGGAAUUACCACGCUGGCAACGACAGAGCCGUCGCCACAUAGUGACGAGUCAAAUCCAGACACAGCAACACAGAUGCCGGAGUCAACGACGCAGGCACCGAGCGAAUGGACAAAUGCUCCCGUGUCAGAAACGGGUUCGUCUUCUUCGAAAUCGAGUGUAGGCUCUAGUGCUAGUUACACGCCUACCUCGACAACACGGACGCCGGAGUCAACGACACUGACGCCGUGGAUGAAUACGCCGACUUCAGGAACUCAUCCAAGCUCGACUACUGCGAGAUCUUCUUCAGGCUCCAGUUCUAGCUUUGUGCCGAACUCACCAACUCAACUGCCGAAGUCAACGACCCAGGCAUCGAAUCCAUGGACGACUCACCCCAUACCAGGACUCAGCACUUUAUCUUCAGGAUCUAAAACGUCAACCACUGGGUCAAGCAGCGGAUCUAACGCGCAGUGGACGAACGCGCCUACGGAGGCUCCAACGUUUGCGUCUGCUUCGGGAUCGAGUGCGGAGUCGAGCACAGAGUCGAGCACUGGAUCAAACGCGCAGUGGACGAACGCGCCUACGGAGGCUCCAACGUUUGCGUCUGCUUCGGGGUCGAGUGCGGAGUCGAGCACAGAGUCGAGCACUGGAUCAAACGCGCAGUGGACGAACGCGCCUACGGAGGCUCCAACGUUUGCGUCUGCUUCGGGAUCGGGCGCGGAGUCGAGCACGGAGUCGAGCACUGGAUCAAACGCGCAGUGGACGAACGCGCCUACGGAGGCUCCAACGUUUGCGUCUGCUUCGGGAUCGAGUGCGGAGUCGAGCACGGAGUCGAGCACUGGAUCAAACUCACAGUGGACGAACGCGCCUACGGAGGCUCCAACGGUUGCGUCUGCUUCGGGAUCGAGUGCGGAGUCGAGCACGGAGUCGAGCACUGGGUCUAACUCGCAGUGGACGAACGCGCCUACGGAGGCUCCAACGUUUGCGUCUGCUUCGGGAUCGAGCUCCAACGUUUGCGUCUGCUUCGGGAUCGGGCUCCAACGUUUGCGUCUGCUUCGGGAUCGGGCUCCAACGUUUGCGUCUGCUUCGGGAUCGGGUGCGGAGUCGAGCACGGAGUCGAGCACUGGGUCUAACUCACAGUGGACGAACGCGCCUACGGAGGCUCCAACGGUUGCGUCUGCUUCGGGAUCGAGUGCGGAGUCGAGCACGGAGUCGAGCACUGGGUCUAACUCGCAGUGGACGAACGCGCCUACGGAGGCUCCAACGGUUGCGUCUGCUUCGGGAUCGAGUGCGGAGUCGAGCACAGAGUCGAGCACUGGGUCUAACUCGCAGUGGACGAACGAGCCUACGGAGGCUCCAACGUUUGCGUCUGCUUCGGGAUCGAGUGCGGAGUCGAGCACAGAGUCGAGCACUGGUCUAACUCACAGUGGUGCCAACGGUUGCGUCUCCUUCGGGAUCGACUACGGAGUCAAGCACUGGAUCAACGCGCAGUGGACGAACGCGCCUACGGAGGCUCCCACGUUUGCGUCUGCUUGGGGAUCGAGUGCGGAGUCGAGCACUGGGUCUAAUGCGCAGUGGACGAACACGCCUACGGAGGCCCCGUCUACGAUGUCAAGCUUGGGAUCGAGCACUGGAUCUGACGCGCAAUGGAUGAAUACACAGACGGAGGCUCCGAUGCCGACUGAAGCACCGGCAGGGUCCGUACACGCAUCUGUGUCUGGAUCAAACAUGAAUGCUUUAACAGAAAUUCCAACGGAAGCUCCAGCAGAUCCCCCUACGAUAUCGUUUUCAGGCUCGGACACUGAUGCACCAGUUUGGACUGAUCCACCGACGAAUGCUCCGACGCCGGCUGAAAUUCUUACGCAGGCUCCUCCCACAUGGACGCCUCAAACGGAAACUCCCAUGACGGAUGCUCCCGCGUCAAUAUCAGCAUCCGGUUCAUCAGACGAGUCUUUGGUGCCUGUACCCACAACAUCUACGCCAGUAUCAACGACAUCGAUGCCGACUCCAAUUACGUCCGCUCCAACCCCCGAGCCAACGCCCGAAUCAACGCCAUGGAGUCCACCUCCAAUCCCAAAUAACCCAUCGACGACGAACCCAACACCGUCCGAGUCCUCAGGAUCUGAUAGCUUCUCGUCCGCUGCAGGAUUUUCCGAUAGUCCCAGCUCGUCGCAAACUUCUGAAUCGACUGAAUCUUCCAAUACGGAAGAUCAUAUUACGUUCAGCCCUCCACCCGUGACAAGCACACCGCAAACGCAAGGUCCGACAACCACAUCCCCUCCCUCGGGAUCAAGCUCGUCCAUGUCUGAGGGAAACUCUGACGUUUCGUCAUCCUCAGGAUCGGGCAAGACGACGGUUUUGGUGUCGGAAAGUUCGUCAGGGUCGUCGGACACGCCACUGAGUCCUCCUCCAGUGACAUGGAGUCCUGCCCCAGUGACAAAUCCGCCGAAGACAACCGUUGCUCCGUCAACUACGCCUCCAACUACUACAGGAUCAGACGCAUCGUCGAACUCCGGCGGCGAGGCUUCCUCAGGAUCGUCGGACUCAUCUGAAUCUGGCACAGGUGUCCCCACCUCAGCGUCUUCAGGCUCCGCAAUGUCUACUGAUGAGAACGAGGAGAGUACACCGAGCCCAGCCCCGGUGACUAGAGCUCCUACAGUGUCGACGGACUCGACGGAUGAUUCCGAAGAUGGUAACGAUGUUUCACAAGUCGAGCAAACUGAGCAGACAUCGGACUACUCCUCGUCUGACUCGACGACGCCUAGUCCGGCUCCGAUAACCAGGAAUCCGUCGUCAAUGGUCAUGACAAUGCCUCCGUCUGCUGCUUCGUCGGACUCGGUGGGAACGGUGAUCCCUGCUGAUACUUCUUAUAUCGACAACUCGGCGGCUGAGGCUGUGACGAAGCAGACCGACUCAGGAAGCAGUGAUGAAGGCGACAAGAACACGAUCAACGGCAACAACUUAGUGUUGCUGGGCGAUACAGGAUCUACGAUCGUGUAUACGGAUGGGAGUAAGAUUACGACAUUUGAAAAGUACAACCGUGGAGACGGUGAUCUGCAAGCUCUUGAAGACGCCAGUGGAUCGUACAGUAACAUUAUCGUUGGCGGUGGCAACCGUGCGAACUUGCCGCCUGGUGCUUCCAUUUCGCUGUCUACAACGUCUCAGGAGAUCCAGAAUGCGCUGCUAUACGCGAGCUAUGCUCUCGGAAUCGUCUCGACUGUGCUGUUGAUGUUCUUCCACAUGUUAGCGCUCCAACGCCCACCGUGGCUGGGUGGAUCUUCCGACAACAGUCAGGACGGAGGAAACGGUCGUGCCAGUAUGGGGUGGUUCACGCCUAACGUGUGGGAGCUUGCAGUAGUGGUGGGCUACAUCCAACACGUCAACUCUAUCUCGAUGUUGGAUCUGACGAAGGCGCCUCAGAUCGUCUUGGACUUCACAGAUUCGUUCUCGUUUGCGAACAUGCACAUUUCGUCAGUAACAACUACCGCUGCUUCCGAUGCUUCACGGAGACUGCAGCUGAUCAUUUUGACCGGCAUUGUUGCGUUCGCUGACCGUAUUGGCAUCGAAGAAGACGAGGCUCUUAUGGCCGCAUUCUAUUUCUUCCUAGCGGUCGUUGCUAUUGUACUUGUGCUAUUUGCUCUGGCCGCCGGAUUCGCGUUCUACCACCACAGUAUGUCGGUAGAUGUGUGGUCAGCGUUCUACCCGACAGGCCUGCGCAACAGCUUUGCCAUGUGCGUGGUGGGUUUUGGUGUAGCGUUGUGGAUGCUCAGUGUGUUCCCGCUUGUGUCUAUGUCCUCGUACGAACUGGUGAUGGAGUUGCGGUACCGAGUUGGUAUCGGUCUGGCUGUGGCGCUGUUCUCUUUGUGGGCUGUUGUGGUCGGUGGACUUUGCUAUGCGUUUGUGAGUGUGCGCGCCAUCCCGAACAACGACGCGUUCCGCUUCAAGCACUUUGCAGUGUGGGGAUCACUGUAUGGCGACUCAAAGAUGGCGUUUCGCUACUUCUUCGUCGUGACGGUGGGUUUCCAGGGUCUUCUUGGUGUGAUCACUGGCGCCGUGUCGGGCAUUCCAACCCAACUAGUGGCGCUGAUGGUGACGCACCUGCUCUUCGUCGUUGUGGCACUUAUCAUCCGCCCGUUUGCAGCACGCUGGGUCCUUGGUGUUGUUGUAGGUCUUCGUGUCGUGGCGAUUACAAAUUUGUUGUGCAGUUUUGCUUUCCUCACGUCGAGUGAGCUGAGCACGCUCUGGCGUGGUAUCGUGGCCCAAGGUUUCGUGAUUUUCAAUGCGAUCGUUUUCUUCCUGUUCUUCGCGCGCUACGUCGCUAUGUUCGUGUUGGUACUAAAGCGCUGGUCGGGCUACACUCAUCGGGAGAGUUUCAGUCAGUCACAGCAGCAAAGUUAUGAAAUGGAGCAGCAGAUGGCUGGUUCAAGCAGCAACGACCAGACCCCAGUCUUCUUGACGUACGAUGUGCGCGAGCACAGGCAUCACAACGACGGCGGCAGAUUUAUCGCUUCUGGAGCAGGGUUUGAGCCGUCACGAGGCCCAGGGUCAGGAUACUCGUCCGGAUACUCGUCCGAGUACUCAUCCGACCGGCAUCGGUCCAUUUAUUCAUCCGGACACUCGUCACACCAGCACGCGCCGACACCUUCGGGAUCAUCAGGAUAUUCCUCUGGCUCGCGUGCCCAUGGGCAGUCACGCUACUAUCACUAA